Molecule: messenger RNA, 914 nt
Organism: Silurus meridionalis
Lineage: Eukaryota; Metazoa; Chordata; Actinopteri; Siluriformes; Siluridae
Product: enhancer of rudimentary homolog
Exons: 4
Coding region: 133-447 (104 amino acids)
Source: RefSeq, a predicted model, not a curated record
UAUAUAUCGAACGACUAGAACGACUCUAGUUUUGAAAUUUGAAAUGCCGGAAGUUCACUCCUCCUGUUCGCGGUGUAUCCCAAAGCCAGUUUUCUGUAUUACAUUCGUGGAUUGCGGAGCAACUGUUCAAACAUGUCCCAUACUAUUCUACUUGUCCAGCCCACUAAGAGACCAGAAGGAAGGACAUAUGCUGAUUAUGAAUCGGUUAAUGAGUGCAUGGAAGGAGUGUGUAAAAUGUAUGAAGAGCAUCUAAAGAGAAUGAAUCCUAACAGCCCAUCCAUCACAUAUGACAUUAGUCAGCUUUUUGAUUUCAUCGAUGACCUGGCAGACCUCAGCUGCUUGGUGUACCGAGCUGACACACAGACAUAUCAACCCAACAACAAAGACUGGAUCAAAGAGAAGAUUUAUAUAUUGCUGCGCCGCCAAGCUCAGCAGGCUGGGAAAUAAAAAUGCCCCAAAUGUGCUGAUAAGAGAGGUUACGUUUCAAGAAUUUGGCAGGGAAGUUAGUCACUUUAAAGAAGAAACAUUUUCUAAGGACAUAACGGAUGAUGGCCAGAUAAUUAGAUAUUUCUCAAUUCAAGUCCUGGGUGACCACUAUGAGUUUAUUAAGGCCACUGGAAGAAAAUUACUACUGCAGUUUAGCACCAACCCUAAACAUGUGUAUUUUAUAACACAGAAGAUACACAAGACUAUUACCUAGCUGCACAAGGCAGAGUAAAGUGUUCAGACUAAGUUCAACAAGCCAGAUAUAUAGACUGAAUUGUGUUCUGUGAUACAUAUAAUACUGGAAUUGAGGACCAUUUGUCUGUAAAUUUGAACUGCUUUCAUUUUGUGUGUCCAACCCCUCUUUUAAAGGAAAUGUCUCUUUACAGAUUUUUUUUUCCUCCAUGAUUAAUAAAAUGGCUUUGUUUAAA